Molecule: messenger RNA, 504 nt
Organism: Onychomys torridus (southern grasshopper mouse)
Lineage: Eukaryota; Metazoa; Chordata; Mammalia; Rodentia; Cricetidae
Gene: Cmc4
Product: C-X9-C motif containing 4
Exons: 3
Coding region: 75-275 (66 amino acids)
Cellular component (GO): mitochondrial intermembrane space
Source: RefSeq, a predicted model, not a curated record
CCUGGAAGUUUUAGCGUAACUGUUCCGGAGAAGGUGUAAUUAGUCCAAGAAACAUUAUAUACAUUUUUCUGGAUAUGCCACAGAAGGAUCCAUGUCAGAAACAAGCCUGUGAAAUACAGAAAUGUUUACAAGCCAACAACUACAUGGAAUCGAAGUGUCAGGCUGUCAUCCAAGAACUUCGUAAGUGUUGUGCUCGAUAUCCCAAGGGAAGAUCUCUUGUCUGCUCAGGAUUUGAGAAAGAAGAAAACCUGACACUAAAGUCUGGAUCCAAGUAAAGUUGUGCUGAGAAGUUAAAUUCUGCUUCAUGUUUCCCUUAAAUGUGUUUUAUUUACUACCUCUUCUCCACGCCAGAUAGCAGCAAAUAGCAAAUGAAAAAGUCAAUUGUAAGAGUUAGCAAAUAUGCCAUCUAUGCAAAAUAGAACAAAAUAACCUGUUAGAAAAUAAAUAUGUGUAAUGUAAAAGGGAGCUGCUAAAAUAAACCUGUUUUACAUGAAAAUUUUGGUU